AUGGAUGCGGCACGCUAUCAGAGUUGGAGCGGCAGCAACAGCAGCGGCAGGAGCGCCGACGGCUGGCAGGCGCAAUCGGAACAGCAGUCGCAGCCGCACCAGCGGCCAAUGCUCGAUGAUGCAGGUGUUGCAGGCGCACACGUGUUGCCCUCCUCAUCCGCACCUUCCGUCCCAACCUCGAUGACAACGCCUGUGACAAGUCCUGGAGUCCACUUUGAUGGGCACAUGCACGGGAGACAUGAACAAUUUGUGCCCGCAGCUACCAAUGUACCUGGAAGUAGAGCGCGGUCAUCCACUUCGACUGGCACAUCGUAUGCAAAGCGACAACAGGUGCCGAAUGCUUGUGCGGCCUGUCGGAAGCGGAAAUCCAAGUGUGACGCAGUCCGCCCAACAUGCAAAGCAUGCCACCUGAGAAAAACCACCUGCGAAUACCUUAGCGAACCAGGUGAAACGUCUGUCGGCUCAUUGAAACGGAAAUACACCCAACUUGUUGAGCACAGGUCUGCUGUAGACGAAAUCUACGGCGUCCUGUCAAAAUGUUCCGACAUCGAUGCCCAGGCUAUUUUCCACAACAUCCGCCGAGGAGUUGAUCCAAGCAUCAUAUUGCGACAGUCCAGGGAAGCCAAUCUCCGAACUCAGGUCAACUUGGUCCCUCAAACAACCAUGAGAUAUGACUUUCCCUUUCUCAAGGAAAUGCCCGCAGAACUGUUGCAGCCUGACAAUCCUUAUUUACAUUCCCUGCUGUACGAGUCAACUUUUCACAGUAAUUCGUCUCUCGACCAGGCUGUAAAAUCUCCUACGAUAUCGAGGUUGACGAAACCUCAAAGUCCUUAUUUGAAACCAUACCAUGCCGCCAAAGUCGCUGAGCCACUUCUUGACAAGAUCAGACCUUCGGACUGGACCGCGGUGACGAAGGAUAAUUCAUUACUGAGGAAGCUUCUCGACGCGUACUUUCUCAUGGAGUACCAGUGGUUACCUGUCUUUCACAAAGAUUUGUUUCUGGAGGACAUGGCUAGCGGUGGGACUGACUUCUGCUCGAAGAUGUUGGUGAACGCUCUUUUGGCCAGGGCUUGUCAAUCACUCGAAGAAGUACAUGGUCGAGCUGAAUUUUGGAACCCAGACAGCCUAUAUUAUCGUUUUCUCGCGGAAGCCAAGAGAUUUUGGGAGCUAGAAGCAGCUAGUGGGGACGUUGGACUUACAACCAUACAAGCCGCGGUCUUGCUGGACAUGAGCUACCGCGUAAACUGCUUAGACAAGGUUGGGAAAUCGUAUUUGGUGCAGGCAGUACGACUUGCCGAGUCUAUGCAGUUGUUCAAAGCUUCUUCGCCUGACAUGAGCCAAAGAAUGCGUGUUGCCAGGGAGUUCACAGCUCGGACCCUGUACUCUUAUCAAACAGUGCAGGCUUAUUACUACUUGAAGGCUCCGUUUAUGGAGAGCGAAUUGGAAACACCACUGCCGGAUCCGCUGGAAGAUAAAUCUUGGUACGGGGAAGUGUGGAUAACUUACCCCUUGGAUCGAUUUCCUAUCCCUACGCAUUUUGGGAUUUUGCACCAGGCAAAACUUACCUUCCACCUCAUACUUACCGACCUUGCACGACGCUUGUUCAGUCGAGCUGGGCACAUUGCGAAACUGACUGUUAGCGAGGCGCAAGAAUACCAGGCCGCGUUGGAGUCGUGGUAUAACAGCUUGCAUGAAACGUUGACUCCAGCAAAUAUAGUCUAUCCAACGCAGCUGAAGCUUCACAUAGAGUACUACAAAACCGUCUGGCUCCUGUGGGAGACGUUUGUCGAUCUAGACACCGCCGACACCCCGGAACUGGCCCAAGAUUUGCAAACCCGUUACCUUGAAACAUCGAAAAUCCGUUUCGAAACCCUCAUGCGCCUUUACUUUCUCCGCCACAGCUUCUCCAGCACCGACCAGUACCUCGUCAUCCUCCUUCUAACUCUAGCUUGUUCAGCGUUGGACAGGCUUGAAAGCUGCUCCGAAAGCAAGCAGCAAGAUUCUCUGAUCUCAACGGCACUACUCUGCGCCAAGGGCCUGUUCGACCAGUCCAAAGUCUGUUAUGUCGCCGAAGUAGUGCUCCAUGUUGUCCGUGACAAGAUGACUCCUCGGGUUCGCGCUCUCUUAGCCCCCUACUUGCGGAGCGAAAGUGACUUUGACUCGCGGAAAGGAAUGGCUAGUGAGAUUACGAGAUCAGAGUUACCCAUCCCCAUUCUCAAUAUGGGCACGGACUCAAAGCUGAUGAAGUUGGAGAAUUUGGUAAAGGCAUAUUCGGAAAUGACGCUUGAUACGUCGUCGGUUUGA
Molecule: messenger RNA, 2304 nt
Organism: Pochonia chlamydosporia 170
Lineage: Eukaryota; Fungi; Ascomycota; Sordariomycetes; Hypocreales; Clavicipitaceae
Product: C6 transcription factor
Exons: 5
Coding region: 1-2304 (767 amino acids)
Biological process (GO): DNA-templated transcription; regulation of DNA-templated transcription
Molecular function (GO): zinc ion binding; DNA-binding transcription factor activity, RNA polymerase II-specific; DNA binding
Source: RefSeq, a predicted model, not a curated record